Molecule: messenger RNA, 867 nt
Organism: Peniophora sp. CBMAI 1063
Lineage: Eukaryota; Fungi; Basidiomycota; Agaricomycetes; Russulales; Peniophoraceae
Source: the annotation of a GenBank genome assembly
AUGUCCGCGAGGCGCAACCUCCUCGCACGGCUCAUUCGUGCUAUCGGUCCGGAGUCCGCCUCAAACGAACUCCGGUGGAUGCAGCAGGCAUGCGCGCGUACGGAUGACAAGAAGCUCGAGGAUAUGGUGGCCCGCCGCGAGGGCGGUGAGCCGCUGCAGUACAUACUCGGCACACAACCCUUCGGGCCCCUUGAGUUGCUCGUACGCCCGCCCACACUGAUCCCACGGCCAGAGACCGAAGACUGGGCACUGCGCAUCGCUCGCGAGCUAGUACCAACACCGAAGGCGCCUGCGAGGGUCCUGGAUCUUUGUACAGGCUCGGGAUGCAUUCCGCUCUUACUUUGCUCGCUCUGGCCACGAGGCUCGGUGCGCGCUGUCGGCGUGGACAUAUCUUCCAAUGCGCUCGCCCUUGCACGCGACAACGCGCGGGUUGUCGGGAUCAGCGAUGGCCUACAGGCUGCAGACACAGGCAAUUUAUUUCAUCCCCUGGCAGGCGACCUGUCCGACCCUUUGGCACUUGCCAGUACACUACCAAUGAGGCCAUAUACACUCGUGACUGCGAACCCACCAUAUAUUCCGAAGGCAGAGUACGACGGCUUGGACGAUUCCGUGCGGAACUGGGAGGAUCGUAAAGCACUCCUUGGGACAGAUCAUGACGGGCUCGGGAUGUAUCGCAGAAUUACCGAGCUUGUUUGUGCUGAAGGCGUGUUGCAGAAACGUGGAGCGGUGAUUGCUCUCGAGGUUGGCGAAGGACAAGCGGGUGCUGUGCAGGAGAUGAUUGGCUCUUCUGGAGUAUUUCAGGAAGUGCAGAUAUGGAAAGAUCCUUGGAAUAUCGAACGUGUGGUAGUUGGUCGGACAAAGGACUAG